Messenger RNA from Erythranthe guttata (spotted monkey flower), 386 nucleotides. Lineage: Eukaryota; Viridiplantae; Streptophyta; Magnoliopsida; Lamiales; Phrymaceae. The record is from RefSeq and is a predicted model, not a curated record.
AUGGAGAUGAUAUUCAUUGAUGAACAGGGUGAUACAGUGCAAGCUUCCAUUAAGUAUACACUGUUAUACAGAUUUGAGUCUAAGAUCAAAGUGAACAGAUGUUAUGUAAUGUCAAACCUAACUGCUUUUUUUAGUGUCAAGACCUACAAGCAUGCCUUGAAUGACUAUAGAGUCACUUUUGAAUAUACAUCUACUGUGAGAGAAGUUGACGUUCCGUCCAUUCCAAUAUAUUCAUUUAAGUUCACACCUUACGCAGAUAUACAACAAGCGUCAAACAACAAUGAGUAUACGAUAGAUGUUAUUGGUUCGCUUUUGUCGAUAGGUUCAUUGAAUCACCUAUCGGGUGGAACAAAACAAAACAUUCCAUUUGAACUUGAAGAUAUUGA